Macadamia integrifolia is the source of this 5887-nucleotide messenger RNA. RefSeq names its product 3-O-acetylpapaveroxine carboxylesterase CXE2-like. The coding region runs from base 174 to 1142 and encodes 322 amino acids. NCBI's taxonomy places the organism in Eukaryota, Viridiplantae, Streptophyta, Magnoliopsida, Proteales, Proteaceae. The transcript is spliced from 2 exons. The record is from RefSeq and is a predicted model, not a curated record. Gene Ontology annotation, molecular function: hydrolase activity.
AAAAAAAAGCGUGCUCGCCAAGAUUUUAUCCAAAAAAAAAAAAAGCGUGCUCGCCAAGAAAUAGACUUUUCGACCUCCCUGAAGCUCUUCAACACUUGAACCCUUUUAACUUUAAAUACCAGUUGCAGAGAGGAUAGCCUCAAAGCUUCCAACAAGAGAGAGAGAGCGAGGACAUGGCAGAGUGCAAUGUCGACCCUUAUGAAUUUUGGCAGAUUGAGGUCAACCCGGACGGCACCCUCACUCGCCACCGACACUUCCCCACCAUCGACGAAGAACCCCCUGAUUCAGCCGUGUUCACCAAAGACGUACCACUCAGCUCCACCAAGAACACCUGGCUUCGCAUCUACCGACCCAAGCAACUUCCACCCUCCACUCCCAAACUCCCCGUAAUAAUCUACUAUCACGGCGGCGGCUUCGUCUUCGUCAGCGCAUCCUGUUCCAUCGUCCACAACUUCUGCUCCAACAUGUCUGCCCAGUUACCCGCGGUUGUCGUCUCCGUCGAAUACCGCCUCGCUCCCGAACACCGUCUCCCCGCCGCCUACGAAGACGCCGUCGAAGCCAUCCAUUGGUUGAAAAAUGAGAAUCAAUUACAAGCAGCGGUGGCGGAUCAUGAUCUGUCACGGUGCUUCCUCAUGGGUGACAGCGCAGGUGGUAAUAUUGCUUACCACGCCGGCUUACGUGCCACAAAGACAGAGCCCUUGAAGAUCGUCGGGGUUAUCUUGCACGAGCCGUUCUUUGGUGGGUUGGAGAGGACGGGAUCGGAGCUGAGAUUGGUCAACGAUCAGGUGUUGCCGUUGUCGGGAACCGAUCUGUGUUGGGAGUUGUCGUUGCCACUUGGGUCCAAUCGUGACCAUUGGUACUGCAAUCCGACGAUGGUUGAUGAGAAUACAGAGGAAGGGAGAGGUGUUGGGUUGUUCGGGAGGUGUUUGGUGACGGGUUGGGAAGGGGAUCCGUUGAUCGAUAGGCAGAGAAUUUUGGUGAAGAUGUUGGAGGGGAAGGGGGUUGAUGUGGUGGCUCGAUUCCGGGAGCGUGGGUCCCAUGGACGGGAGGCCUUUGAUCCCGACGAGGCUCAGGUCCUGUUUACGAAAUAUGAGAUCUCCAAGAACCCCAACCCCCAAAAGUACUACUAUAAUCUGGAAUGAAGCAGAGCUAAUAUCAUUCAUCAAUCACAUGAUUGAUAAUGUCAGAAAAGGUUUGAAGAUAAACUCCACAUUCACAAAGGUUGGUUGGGACAACAUUACAACAGGGCUUGAAGCCGAAUUCAAACAAUCCUUUGCAAGCAACUACGUAACAAGAUGAAUAAGUUACGGAAGGAGUACAACAGCCUCAGAUCUUUGUUAGAAACAACUGGUUUUGGAUGGGAUGCGAAUGCUCGGACUGCCACAGCUGAGGAUUCAGUGUGGGAAUCUACUAUUCAGGUAUGACAUAAUCUUUGAUUAAUAGUUGGAUUUUUAUUUACUUUUUGAACAAAAUGGGAUGAUUAAUUGAAAAAAUUUUGAAGGAAACAAAGAUUGGGCAAAGUAUAGAAGAAAUGAUCUCCCCUGGUGACCAGAGUUGUUAGAGAUAUUCUCCAGCUCUAGUGCCCGUGGGGAUAGAGGUCUGUCACAAGCAACUACUGUAACUCCUAGGUCCACUAACCCUGAAAUUGAUGAUGAUUUCCAGGAUACUAAUAAUGAUGACAGUGAUGUUUUGUACUGGGACACCCAAGGGGUCAGCUCCUUCAAAGCGGCGACUUGAUAGGACUCCUAUGGAUCGUAGGAGGAAGAGCCAAGCAUAGACCCUCACGAACUCCACUGAGGACUUUAGAACCUUUGUCCGAUGGAGGAUGGAAAGGGGAUCCACCUCUGACACACUUAUUAUGUUUUGCCUACUAUGAAUGAUGUUGAUGUUUGACUUAUAUUGCUUUAUUAUAAUUUGAUUACAUGUGCUUCAGACUUACAGUAGUGUAGAUAUGUUAGAUAUAGUACCAGAUUUACAAGUAAUGCAUCUGAAUUUGGAUUAUCAUGAGUGUAGGAUUGUUGGAUGAUUUUCUUGCCUACAUUUCAUAUUGGAAUGUAGGCACUCAACAUAUAUACAUGACUGUUUAGGAUUGUCAAAUAUUAUGCUUUUUAGCUUGGUGUGUGUUUCUUUGUAACUUUGGGAUAUAGGAUCGUAUUAAUUUCACUAUAUGGACAGGAAAGUAAGUAGUUGUCAAUUAUUACAAUUUCUGGAUGAAUUGUUGCUUGUUAGUAGGUUUGAAAAAAAUUUAAGAUGCAGAUAUUACAUAUGGACAAUUAAGCUAAUGCUUAUGAAUCCUUGUAGGCAAGUUUAGGAAAGUGUUAUUUUUUCUUCAUUUAAACAAUCAAUGCUAUUGGAUGGAACAUUUAUGGACUUUAUGCCUUUACAUAUUGAAUGUGUCUAUUAAUACAGGGAUGUCAAAUCAAUUUGCAACCGACAUCACAGGGUCAUUGUCUGACAAUGAUGACAUGGUUGUAGUACACCAAUUCCAAAGCAUGCUCAGUAUGUAUAGGGUGAGAAAAGCUCUGAAUCAUAGUUGUUACACAAGACCUGUUAGGGUAGUUGAGGUUCUUGUAGGCCAAGAUGAUGUGUGUUACCAAGCGUUUAGACUUAAGAGACAUGUAUUUCUCAACCUGCGAGAUCGAUUGGUACAUAAAGGCUGGUUAGAGGACAGUUGUUUCAUUUGAGUAGAUGAGUAGUUAGCGAUUUUCCUCAUGAUAAUAGGUCAAGGUUUGAGUAAUAGACAAACGCAACAGCGAUUCAAUCGGUUAGGACAGAUGAUUAGUGUUGUCUUCCACACGAUGUUGCAAGUUAUGCUAAAUUUGUCGCUUGAGAUAAUCAGGCCACCAAAUUUUGAUGUGUACCUCCAGAGAUAGCCAACAAUCCAAAGUACUGUCCAUAUUUUAAGGUAACUGCGACUUCUGGUAAUAACAAGAUUAUUCAAUGUUUCCAAUGAAAUAUCAAUGCAAUUUACACAAUUAUAUGGACUAACCUCAGUUGAAUGAAAAAUAGGAUUGCAUUGGUGCUAUUGAUGGCACCCAUAUAAGUGUCAUCGUACCUAGGUCGAAAGAAACACGUUAUCGUAAUCGGAAGGAUAUGAUCACAUAGAAUGUUAUGUGUACAUGUUCAUUCAAUAUGCGAUUCACAUUUGUGUAUGCAGGUUGGGAGGGUAGUGCACACGAUGUAAGGGUCUUUGAGGCAGCAAGAACUAAUGAUACCCUAGGGUUUCCUCAUCCCCCAUCAGGUAUAAAUGUAUUAUGAACUUAUGUAUUGUCCUUCCGCAUAUAGUAGACAGGGAAUAGGGAUCUAAUCCCAUAAAUGUUUUCGUAAUAAUUGAAGGCAAAUAUUAUGCUAUUGACUUGGGCUACGCUAGUCAACUAGGGUACUUGGUGCUAUUCCGGGGACAAAGGUAUUACUUACAAGAUUAUGGUGAAGGUAGACCUGGGCAAAGAACAGCUAAGGAAUUGUUCAAUCACAGACACUCUUCACUACGGAAUGUUAUUGAGAGGAAAUUCGGCGUCUUAAAAAAUAAAUUCCACACAUUAAAAAGUAUGAAGGCAUACGAUAUUGAAGAUCAGUCAAGAAUCGUACUCGCUUGUUGUGGGAUCCACAAUUACAUUAAGGAACAAGCAAUUCAAGAUCAAUUAUUCAAUGAGCUUGAAAACAAACAACAUAUUGACAACCCUAUGAAUCUUGAUACUCAUGCGUACCAUGUUUUAGCAUCUGAUGUCUCUCAAAGACGAUCUACGAGACAAAUGUCCAUAGUGCGCCUUAAUAUAGCCAACCAAUUGGCAAUUUCAAGUAGAAUGGCUACGAUUUCGUUAGAUCGAUCUUGAAUGUUUGCUAAUCACAUUCAUUAUAUAUUAAAUGUUUGACACAAAAAUUAUGGCACCUAUUUUCUUCGAAUGUGUGUAUGUGGUGUUAGUAAAAAUACUUUUGUUCGCCUCACACUAUUUACAUUGGUAUGAUUUGUAAUCUUUGUGCUCUACAAAUGUCUUCCAUUGACACCGUAAUGGCAAGGUGUGACUGAUGUAAUCAUUUGUGCGAUAAGUUCACAACGAAAAAUGGGCCUAAUAGAGAUAGAUCAUACUUCAAAUGUCCAAGGCAUAGUGAAUAUUUUAUGUGGGUAGAUGAAUUUCGCUUAUGUGAUUGUGGUGAGGGACAGUGUAAGGUACGCAUCGCGAAGACAACAGCAAACUUUAAUCGUCGUUUCUGGUGUUGCCCUAAAUCUAAUGGGAUAUAAUUAUUGUUUUUUAUUUUUUGAAAGUACUAUUUGGCCUAUAUUAUCUGAAUACAUUUCGCAAUUAAGUUGAUAAAUAAUUGCAGCCCCAUUAUCGAGGUUGCAAUUUUUUUGAUGGAUUUAUGGAGACAGCAAUUCGACAAGUGCACAAUCUUCCAAUUGUGGAACAAGCAAUUCAAUGGUUGGAGCUCAGUCUUCUCCAACAACACCUUCCUCUAAUUUUGUGAAAGGUUACUUGGAAAGAGCAAUCAAAGGUGGAGAGGAGAAGUCUAAAGUACUGAAAAACGAAAUGGAUGUGUCUGAGGAAAAGCAAAGGAUAUAUACCGAUAUCCUGGAGGCCAUUAAUUACAUGGACAUAAAUAAAGGUGAUAGUUAGAGGGUAAUGACCAACUAUUGGGAACUUGUAAGACAUUUAGCAUAACCAGAAUAUUUGCAUUUUAAUCUAAUAUUAUUGGUUGACAUUUCUCGUUUUGUAAAAUUAUGAUGUAAGUUUCAAGUAACGAAAUUGGUAGCUUGGUGGUUUGUCUAGGUAAAAUGAAGGGUUAUGAGUUUCUAUGGAAAGUAACAAAAGUGGAAUUAUUUUCAUUAAAAUCCUUAUUCUAUCAGAAACGUUCUCAGAAACAGCAUUUGUCAAACACCUUCUUACCCGUUUCUGUUUCCAAAAAUAAGAAUUAUCAAACACCUUUCUUACCAGUUUCGGUUUCCAGAAACAACAAUUUCUGUUUCUACAGUUUCUUAAAACAGAAACGGCAAAAACGUUAUCAAACGGGCCCUUUAAUUUGGCCGGGCCUUGUUCAAAGGGUAGAAGGGUAUGUGGAAAAUACCCUUACUCUCUAAGGCUAAGAGGUUAGUGUUAAUUAAAUCUAUUCUCCGUUCUAAACCUACAAACUGGAUGUCUUGUUUUUACUUCCAAAUUCAAUAUGUUAUAAGUUGGAUUCUAUUACUUCAAAGUUUUGGAGACGGGAGGGAAAGGAUCAGUAUAAAUAAAGUCCUAUGUCAUGGAAGUUGCUAUGUUAACCUAAAUCCCAUGGUGGCCUUGGCUUUAGAUUAUGUUCAAUGCACAAUAAAGCUUUACUUCUUAAUAUAGCUUGGCGUCUUCUUAAAAAUCAUGAUCAGUUAUGGGCUAGGAUUCUCAAAGGGAGAAAAUUUCCUAAUUGCACCCUCUACUUUACAUAGAAAAUGUUCUCUGAUUUGGAAGGGUUUAACAAAAAUAUUUCCAUUCUUGCAACAGCUAAUUUGUUGGAAAGUAGGUGAUGAUUCUAAUAUUUUGAUUUGGCAAGAUCCUUGGAUUCCCUAUUUGAGUAAUUCUAGAAUCCCUAAUACUAUUUCAAUUAAUCCCUUCUACUCUUAAGGUAAAUGAGCUCAUUCAAGAUGGUAGUUGGAAACUUGGAACGUUAAUCUUAUUCAGUCUCUUUUACUUAGAGCCCGUUUGGUAUCGUUUCUGUUCCAGAAACUCCGUUUCAUGUCAAAAACGAAAAUUUCAGUUUCUGUGUCAAAACGCCGUUUUUAAACGAUUUAAGGAUGUUUGGUGAAUCUGUUUCUGAAACAGUUUCAGAACAGAAAACCGACAGUUCUGCCGUUUGGUUAUGCUUGUUUUAGAAACCUUUUUUUUUUUAAGUCAAUAGUUAGAGAAAUAACAUUAAAAUAAGA